ACCUCCAAAAGGAAGAAGAAGCGUUUAACCAAAGAAGAAGAGCUAGCAGGGCCGGCAGUACUACUGUGACGUUAGCUUGGUAAACAGCGGAGUAUUUCAGACAAAAUCAGACAUUAUGUUUGAGAACUUCAGAGAGAGACUUCACAUGGUCCAGCAGGACUUUUCCACUGGCUUCAAGACCCUUGGAGACAAAUCAAGAGACUCCAAAAUGAAGGGGAGAUCCAGGUUGGAAGAAGGUUUUCCACAUUUUAGUGCUGGGCUGGACAUCUUAAGCAGAUAUGAGAAGAGUUGGUUUCUGCUCCACAGAAGAACGAAGGACUGCGCUCAGCUGGCAGAGUCAGUAGAUGGUGACAUCGUAAUGCUGUCAGCUCAUUGGGAGAGGAAAAGAGCAGCUCUCAAACAUCUACAGGAGCAGCUGCAGACCUUGCCAGACCUAAUCAGUGAACUGGAUGCCAUCACUGCCAACAUUGCUCAUUUGGAGGGUGACUUUGAGGAGAUGGAGAGCAGGCUGGUUUACCUGGAGACAUUGUGCUGUCAGUGUGAGCAACAGACCAUCAAAAAACACCACCUGAACCAGUUGGAAACUUACAAGAAAAAGAAAAG
Messenger RNA from Nothobranchius furzeri (turquoise killifish), 603 nucleotides. The record is from RefSeq and is a predicted model, not a curated record. NCBI's taxonomy places the organism in Eukaryota, Metazoa, Chordata, Actinopteri, Cyprinodontiformes, Nothobranchiidae.